Molecule: messenger RNA, 13053 nt
Organism: Oreochromis niloticus (Nile tilapia)
Lineage: Eukaryota; Metazoa; Chordata; Actinopteri; Cichliformes; Cichlidae
Gene: pcnt
Product: pericentrin
Exons: 61
Coding region: 161-12682 (4173 amino acids)
Biological process (GO): signal transduction
Molecular function (GO): molecular adaptor activity; DNA binding
Source: RefSeq, a predicted model, not a curated record
CUACGUUGACUUGGCGGCCAUACUGAAUAUUGUCUGUUGACAGUUGCAUGUAAAGAUUUGUUUAAGGGUUAACUUAUACUUUGAAGGAAGGUUUAGCGUUAUUUUAAGUUAAAUUAGGACGUAUGUCCUAAAUCUUUAACGCGUUUAUUUCGAUCAAGUCAUGGAUGAAGAUGAACGUCGGAGGAAGGUAGAAGCUGGGAGAGCUAAGCUUGCUAGUUUCAGACAGAAGCGGGCGAAAAGCGACGGGGCGGGGGCGGCGAAAAAGACGCAGAAGAGGAAGGGCCAGAUUGACUCGCAGAAUGACCGCUCGACGGAAGAUCGCCACGUAGAACCAGCUCUUCCAUCUGCCAGCGCCACAGAGCAUAACAACAACACCAACCAUGAGGAGCCUCAAAUGUCAGAGAAACCAGAGGUUCGGCAGAACGAAGCGAAGGAUCAGCCGCUCACCCCCAAGCAUAGUCCCUCCCCUGUGGAUGACUUGAGAGAAGAGGAGUUAGCUGCACUUACUGGCAAAGAGCAGCUCAAGCUGCUACAGCAGGCUGUGGAGAAGCGUAAUGAAAUAAUUGCCAAACUCAGCUCCAACCUGCAGGAGGCACUGGCCAGCAGAGACCAGGUACAGGUGGAGGCACAGUCUCUCGCUGGACAGCUUCAGGCACUGCAGAGGCAGCUCCAGCAGACCAGUGUGGAGUUUCUACGUAUCAAAAAUCUGUCAGGAACUGAAGCCCUUAAUAUUCAGCAGCCUUACCAUGGACCGUCCUCCCAAGAGCCAAACAUCAGUCAUAAGGAAGCGCCAUCAGAGGGCUCGGGAAGUUCUGGCUCGCAGUCUGAUGCUGAAGGCGAAACUGAUGUAGAAACUGUUCUGUGCAAGCUGAGAGCUGAGCUGGAGGAAGAAAGGAAGAACAGCCAGCGAAUAUGUAGCGAACUAGCAGAGGAGAUGGAGAAAAACAAGCACGUGCUUUCUUUGCUGGAGAACGAGAAGCAAGAAAGAGAAGAAGAGCGAAAAGAAAGGGAGGCAGAAUUGCAAAACCUUCAUAUCCAGUUAAGCCAACUUCAAAGUCAGUGCCUUGAGAUGCAACAAUACAAAGAGGAGAAAGAGGUCCUCAACAUAGAACUGCAGGAACUCAGGAGAAGGCUUCAGGAGGAGGAAGAUGCAGGGAAGAGAUAUAGUGAGAAGCUUGCUAGCUCUGCCCUUUGUUUUCAGAGUCUUGAGGAGGAGAUGAAAAGGCUCAAAGAGGAGCACACGGUGGAGGUUGAGCAAGUCAGGCAGCUUUUGGAAGAGAGGGAGAAAGAACUAAAAUUUAAAGAGGAGGAGGUGAUGGGACUCAAAGCGUCUAAGAAUUGGCAGAACCAGGUAAAAGCCGGCGUUAGCUCUGGUGAGACUGUCAGUAUUGAUGAGGCUAAUCUGGAAAGUGGAGCUGACCAGGGCAGUAUGAAUGAAUCAGUGUCUGGAAAUAUUCUGAUGGAGCGCUACUUGUCUUCAGCUCCCCUUGCACACUUGCAGUCUUCAGCGAUAACUGAGAACCUUGACCAGUGCAGUCAGCUGGACAUAUCUGCAGACCGCAGUUUUGAGCUAAAUAGUGAUGUGUUUGGAGAAGAACUAUUAUCAAUUUCCAAACGUCUGAAUGAAGAACACGACGACCGCCAAAACACCUCUAGCCCACAGGACUCUUCGGCUGACGAGUCCAACCCUCAGUGGCUUCACAACUCCGCUUCGGGCAGGAUGGAAAUGAGUAACGUGUCCGAGCAGCAGUCUGAGGACACAAACUUGGAAAAAGAACUGCUGAGUCAGCAGUGUGAGGAGCUCCGUGAGGAGCUGGCCCUUAAGGAGAGAGAUCUAAAUGUGCUAAAGGAGGAAGUAAUCAAGAGUGCAGAAGAGCUUGAGGAGGCAAGGAGCAGGUGGGCUCAAGUCACAGAAGAGCUUAGGGAAGCUCUCCAGGAGCUCGAAGACGAAAAGGAAAUGAGGAGACAAUUUGAGGAGGAGAUGAACUUGAAAGUCCAUGAACAAGACAGCCUUAGGAGCAAACUCUGUGCCUUAUCAGAAGAAUGGGAGCAGGAGAAUGUAGUAAUGUUGACGGUAAAGGAAACUGAAAUCUCUGCUGAAACUUCCCUCCUCGUAUCUGGUACCUUUCCAUCAGAUGAGGAUGAAAAACUGGUAGGGGAACUAAAGGAGGAGGAAACUGCACUCCAGUCUCAUCAAAAACAGCAGGAGCUGCUCGUAUCAUCUCUGCAGGAGAUAAAGCAGACUGCAGAUUUGGAGAGCACAGAAUUCAGAGAUGACAACCAGCUGCAAACAUUACAGGCCAACUAUGAGCAUCUCAUGUCACAACUCGAGGAGACAAAAACUGAGCACAAAGCUGCAUCGACGCUGUUGAGUCAAAGGCCUACAGAGCUUGAUACAGUUUUAAAGGAGCUUGAAACGACACGUGUGCAGAUUUUAAGUGUUCAAACGGAGGUGGAGAGGCUGGAGAAGGAGCUGCAGCAGAGCCUCGAUAGUCUGCACUGUGCUGAAAAAGAGAAGCAUGAGCUAGAGUCUCAGAUCUCCUGUCUGAGAGAGAAACUGACUUGUUCGGAGGAGGAUCGGGCUCAGGCUGUGAAGGAGAGGGAUGAGCACAGCAGAAGAGAAGAAGAGAUGGAUGAACAAAUCAAAAAAAUGGAACAAGUGCUAGAGGAGGAGCUCGAGCAGUUUGAGAAGCUGCUAAAAGCCAAGGAUGUCGAGUUGGCUGAAGUGAAGGAAAAAUGGGAGGAGGAGAGGCUGGAGAAGGACAAAGAGAUUUUUGAUGUAAGACAUCUGUUGGAGGAGCAAAUGAAGGAGAAAGUAGACGAGGUGAAGGCUCUCCUGGAGAAGCAGGCACAGGCUGUGGAGGAGGCUACAGAAAAGCUGAAGGCAUCUCAUCAGCAGGAGAUAAAAGAUCUGAUGGAGAAACAUCAGCAGGAGAUUUCUGACUUGAAUACUCGCCUGGAGACAGAGCUGCUGAAGCAGCGGGCCAGUAUGGAGGAAGAACAGAAGCAACAGAUCAGUCUAAUCAAACAGGUAACUGAACGUGAGCACGAGCGGAUGAUCUCAGAGCUCAGUGCCAAACACAAUGAGGUUGUCAGUCAGCUGAAGACAGAGGUUUCUUUGGAGCUGAGAGAGAGCAUGGAGGCCGCUCACCAGGCUGAACUGCAGCAGGUUCAGGCUCAAAAGGCCAUUGAGCUUGAAGCCUUGCAUCUGAGCCUGACCACAGUCCACAAGUCUCAUCUUGAGCGCUCUCAAGAAAACGUGGAACAGGAGCAGACGUCUGCCCUCAUCAAGGUCCAGGCCUCUAUGCAGGAGAAAUUUGACCAAGAAAUUGCACUCCUGCAGGCUCGCCAUCAGUCAGAAGUGGACCAGAUCAAGAGAAAGAACCAGGAGCAGCAGGAGAGGCUGCUUGAGCUGCACCAUCAAGACAUGGAAGAGUUGAAGGAGCAGUGGGAGACUCGUGUUGCUCAGGAAGGGGCUUCAAUGGAUGAAAAGCAGGCCAAAGAAAUACAGGAUCUAAGAGCAGAGUGGGAGAAAGAUGCUGAAGCCAUGCAGGCAAACUUUCAAACGUCCCUUUUGGAGAUCCAGAACAGCCUCAGUGCCACCCAGGCUGAACUCACCAGCACCCAGGCCUCCCUCACUGAAGCGCAGGAAGCUGCGUCCCAGAAACAGUCAGAGGUACAGGAGACACAAGCCAGGAUAGAGGAGCUCCAAACCUCCAGUAAAGAACAGACACAGAAACUAGAGGAGCUGAAACGAGCCUUGGCUGAGAGAGACGCUGCUGUCUGUUCCCUGGAGGAGGUAAUUUCUUCUAAUAAGGCACUGCUGCAGGAGAAAGAGCAGCAAGCCCUCCACCUACAGGAGAAAGAGCAGCAACUGCAGCAAGAGGUUUCACAGCUACAGGAGGAGAAGACCUUGCUCAAACAGAGCUCGGAUCAGGAAAUCAGUCAGCUGUGGAUUCAGCUGGAGAGCAUGAGGACUAGUCGUCAGGAGUUGGGUGAGCUUAAGGAGCAGCUGCUUGCUCGCUCAUCUCGGGUUGAUGACAUCGAACGCCUAAAGAUGGAGUUUAAUGAACAGAAACGAGAAAUUAAAGAGCAAAAUGAGGCUGAGCUAGAAAGCCUGAGGAGGUAUUUUGAGAAGCGGUUGCAUGCAACAGAGGAGAGUUACAAAGAGGAAAUUGCUCUGCUACAGCUGAAGCUGGUAGAAGGUGCCUUGGAGGACUCUCUGCUUAAAAUUACUGAUGAUGGUCCUCUGUCUCAGUGUCAAGCUCAAGGGGAUAAAGAUGUUUUGUCUGAUACUAUUCAGCUGGAGAAACAUAGGGAAAUGCUUGACAGUUUGACACUUCAGCUUGAGGCGAAACACACGAUGGACCUUUCUAAUCUGCGAUCUUCUUUGACUCUUUCCUUCGAGGAAGAGGUGCAGAAGGUGCGCGCAGACCUCACUGAUCAUUACUAUGAAGAGCUGCAGGAGAUGAAAACUCGUCACGCUCUGGACCUUGAGCAACUCAGAGCCAAACUUUCUGACAGACAUCUGCAAGAGCUCACCAGAGUCCAUUUGGAGGCAGCAAUGCAGGUUGAGGCUGAAGUGGAACACAGGAUAUGGUCUCACACUGAGGAGCUGCAAACAGCAACGACCAUCAUCUACACUCUGGAGAACAGAGUGGCUGCUCUCACCGAGCAGCAUGAUGCUGAGAUCCAGAACAUGCAGAAGAUGAAACAAGAGUUUGCUGAGCAACUUGCCCGUCUUGAGGAAGCUCUUGAACUAGAGAGGAGUCAAGCACAGGAGAAUAUGAACAAGCUGAAAGAAGAGCUGCAAGAGAAGUAUGAAUCUGAGAUCUCUGUCCUGAGGUCACACCAUGAUGAGAUGGCAAAGGAGCAGGCACGGCUUGAAAAAGCACUUCACGAGGAGAAGGAGAAAUUGAAGUCUCUUCAGGAUGCACUGGAAAAUGAUGAGAGCCAACAGGUUCUGUUGUUGAAACAGAAAGUGGAGGCCCAUGACGCAGAGCUGCAAAAGACCAAGGACUGCUUGUCUGUAGAAUUCAAAGAGCUGCUUCAUGAGCAGGUUGAGAUGCAGCUGUGCCAGGCCAGAGAGAGGUUCCAAAAGGAAAAGGCAGCGGUAGAGCAGUGUUUAAUCGAGAAAUAUGAAGCGUCUGUGGCUGAGCUGGAACAUGAGAGAGCAACGCUACUGAACAGACACUCCAAAGAAAUGGACACACUCAAUGCCAAACACAAAGCAGAGCUAGAUUCACUCUGUGCCUCUCACAAAGAUCAGCUUUCAGCUAAAACAUCCGAGCUUGAAUCUAAGCAUAAUGCAGAGCUUGUUGCCUUGGAAGCAUCCCUUGGUUCCAAACUAAAGGAAGACCUUGAACGUCUUGAAGAAACUAAUCGUGCUAAGUUAGAGGCUUUGGAAGCUGAAUUGACUCUUAAACACCAGGAGGAGAAAGAUGAACUAGAAAAGAGGAUGCUGAGUAACAUGGAUACGUUGGAGGCCACCUACCUGAAAGAAGUGCAGACACUACGUGAUGAAAUGGCUCAGCUUGAGGAGAAACAUCGCGAAGACCUGAUUUUCCUGAAUUCAGAACAUAAGCAGUUAAUAGAGAGUCAUACUGCAGCGCAGCUGUCCAUCAGGGAAGAACUGAGGAAAGAACUGGCUCAUGUGCACAUGGAGAAGUUUAAAGCCAUGGCAGCCGAGCUCAGCCAUGUUCACAAAUCUGAACUGGCUGCUCAAAAAGAGGCCUUGGAUACUGAACACUGCAAAGCCCUGGAAACACUCAAGAACCAGGUUUUAGAGCUUGAGCAGCAACACAGCACUGCUCUGCAGGAGCUCUCGCAAACCUACACGGCCGAAAAAGAGCAACUAACCAAACAGCACCAAGUCCAGCUGCAGGAGCUGAAGGGAGUCUCGGCACGGGAACUAGAGGCAUGUCGCAGGGAGCUUGAAGAAGAGUCGUCAAGGCAAAGACAGCACUUCCUAGAAGAGGUGGAGCUCCUCAAAGUCCAAUCAGAAGAGCGGCUGCAGGACAGGAUUAAUCAACUGAAGACGGAAUUUGAAGAGCAGAAGGAGGCGGAGCUUGACAACCUGAGGCGGAGCUUCACGUCUGAACAAGAGGAAAAAGAGCGGAGCUACACAGAGAAAAUGAGCCAACUCACUGCCCAGCUGCAGCAACUAGAUGGUGUGGUGGCCCAGGUACCAGUCAUACAUAUAUUAAGGCCGGUGAGAAUGGAGACCAUGGACACACUCCUUCAACGAAGGGAGCGAGAGACACAGGAGGGAGGGAACCUUCUUAAGAUGCUCACUGAUGACUUACAGACAGCUAAAGAGGAAAGAUGUAAAUUACACCGUACAAAUGAGAAGCUGAGGCAGGUGCUGAUUGAGAUGCUCCGCAGCAUCGUGGCAACAGAAGAACUGAUUGGACAAAAGAUCAGUGCCCGAGCCAAAACGUCUGAGCAGGCGACUCACCAAAGGAGCUCAAGCGUGAACAAAGAGGCACAAGAAUCAGGUAUUUCAGUUGCAGACUUGUCAUCAGAGGAAUUGGAGCUCACCCAGCUGCUCUGUGAGAGUCUCCUGGUUUCAGAUGGUGAGAUCAGUCCUGGUGGAGAAGAUGCAGCUCUAAGUGCUUGCAGCAGGCUUCGACAUACAGUGGACACACUGCUAGAGCUGCUCAACCAAGCCAAUACGCAGCUGGAGCAGACUCACAGUGUUCAUCUUUCUCUGGAGGAAAAGUUUUCUCAAGGCAGAGAAGACUCUGCACAACUCCUUGAACAGCACAAGCGUCUAAUGGAGCAGCUUGAUCAGGAGGCCAAGCUUAAAAGUCAGCUCCAGGUGGAGCUUCACAAAGCAGAAGGUCUUCUUGAAGGCUACGUGGCUGAAAAAGCAGCCCUAGAGGAGUUGCUACAGCAGAAGGAGACUCAAGAGGAGAGGCUUGUGGAGGAGCUAGAGGACCUGAAGGUGAAGCUACACCAGAUGGAGGGCCUUACCGCAGAGCUGGACACCCUCAGAGUGAAGCAUGAUGAGCUGACUGAGGAGCAUGCCAUCCUCCUGCGACAGAAGGAGCAUCUCUCUGCUGGACUUGGGGAGAGAGAGAAAGCUUUGUUGGCAGAGACGGAUCGUUUGUCCCAAGAUAGGCUGGACUUGCAGCGGCAGGCAGAGAAGGACCACCGCUCUCUGUCCCUUCGUCUCCAGACUCUGGAGAGGGAGCUCGAGGAGCAGGAAACCAGAGACCUGGAGACGGAGCUGCACCACAAGACCCACACUGAAGACCUCAACCAGCGUGUCCAAGCACUGGAGAAGCAGCUUAAACAUGACAGGCAGUUUAUCGAGGAGCAGGCUGUGGAACGUGAACACGAACGGGAUGAGUUCCAGCAGGAGAUCCGCAGGCUUGAGGCCCAGCUCAGACAGACUCCUAGUGUGGAUAAUAAAGGAUACCAGGUGGAGAGUUUGCAAGCUGUUAUCAAAGAUAAGACAGAGGACCAUUCUUCUUUGCUUGCAACCUGUCAGCAAGCCCAGCGCGAUCUUGCAGAACGCAACGAGGAGAUAGACAAGCUGGCCGGUCGAAUCAGAGAGUUGGAGCAAGCGCUGCUCAACAGUGUAGAGAGUAACAGAUGCGUCAGUCAACUGGAACAAGAACUUCAAAAAGCGAAGCUGAGAGAGCAGGAGCUUACACAAGAUAAACAGGCACUAGAGCAGCAGCAGCUGUCCAGCAGGCUUCAGAUCUCAGCCCUGCAGUCCAAACUGGAUGAGACGAGACACUGUUACCAUGACAACACGCGUGACCCCACCCAGGAGCUUAAGGAUGCCCUAGACACUGCUCAACAGAGUCUACAGAGCAAAGAGCAGGAGGUUGAGGUUCUGCUUGGCCAGCUGGAGACCGUGCAGAGAGACUUGAAUAUAAAGGAAGCCGAAGUAAAACACCUCACACUACAGCUGGAACUGCUGACUAAUUCCAAUGCAGCACAUGUUAAUGAGCUCCAAGAGCAAAUUACUGCCCUGAAGGAAAAUGUGUCUGCCCUGACGAUACUUAAGGAGGAAAAGGAGCAACUUUGCAAGGAGGAUGAAAUGGAUGAAGAGACGCUCCCUUCAGCACUUCUUCAGGAGAAAAACCACGAGAUCGACCACCUCAACAGUGAAAUCCAAAGACUGGAACAGGAACUUGAGAAUACCAGUGAUAACAAGGUUCUGGAAGCUGAGCUUGAAGAUCUGCGCUCACAGGUGGAACAUCUUAAAUCUGAAAUCACAAGAGUGCGCCAAGACAAACAGGAAGAAGAAGAGCGCCUUCACGAGGUAAUCAGUACGCUGCAGGCAGAACUCUCCACCCUGGGACCCAACCUGCAUGAAGUCAGUGACUCCCAGGACGGUGACAGCAUCAAUCCUUCACCCGCCCCCAGCCCCGAACCUCAAAACUAUACCAUCCAAGAACAAGAGAAGAAAGCGGGGCCGAACAGCCUAAAGCAUGAACUCAGCCUGACUCAUUCUACCGCCUCCCGAUCGCUUCGUUCUCGUAUCAAGGCCCUUCAGAGUCAGCUCGAGACUGCAGUGGCAGAGAAAGAGGGACUGGAACGAUUACUGCUCACCCAGGAGGAAGAGUACAGAGGGCACGGGGAAGAAUUUGGAAAGAGGCUAAAAGCUGAGAGAGAAAAGUCAGAUGAAAUCCAAGGUCUCCUCUCCCUGAAGGAAACUGAGCUGGAGGAGGUCACAGCCCAGCUAGAAGAGGAGAGGGAGAAGAGGAAGCUAUCAGAGGAGGAGAGGAACAGCUGGAAAGUUCAAGCAGAAGAGGCAGGUACCCUGCAAGAGGAAAAAGCCCGCCUCAGCUCUCAGGUUUUGGAACUCCAGACUAAUGAAGAGGAGAGGGUGAGAGAGAUCGAAACUCUAAAAACAAAGGAGAUGGAGAUGAAAAUGGAAAUGGACAUCCUCAGGGAAAGCAGUCUCACUCUUGAGAGACAAGUCCAGGAGCUAAGAGCAGAGGUGGUCGAUAUGGAGGAACAGGUGGCUCAGGAAAGGGCAAGAAUUAAAACCCUGGAGACUGUGAAGGGAGAGCUUUCUGCUGAACGUGAGGCACUGAGGAGGAGAGAGGGCCAGCUCCAAGAGGAAAUUGAAAAGCUACAACAGGAAGUGACUUCACUGAGAGCCCUUAUCCAGGACCUGACAGUUAAGCUAAAUGAAAAUGAAACCAGUCAAGAAGAGGCUCAAAAGGAAGUGCUGACCCAUGCUGAGGAGACCUUGGCUAAAGCAGACACUGCCUUGAGACAAAAGGAGGUUGAGCUGUCCAAGCUCAAGGAAGAACAUCAGGCUCUGAGGACAGAGCUGACUGCACUGAGACAGGGUCUGAGUACCAGUACAGAAAGGGCUGAAAAACUGCAUGAGGAAGUUCAGACCAAAGAUCGUGCUCUCAUUGACCUUGAAGCAGACAACCAACAACUGAAGGCAGAACUUCAAAGCGUUCAGGAGGACUUGGCUGCGCAGGAGGAGGAAUUGGCCUAUCAGCAGAGAGAACUGCAGCAGCUCCGACAGCAGAGCCAACAGGACACACUUCAGGGAUACCCACAUAAGGAUAUUUCUGUCAGAGCUUUUGAGGACAUUGUGUCUCACCAUGAAGACUCUCUGAGCUCUCCGGAGGUUUUAAGAAGACUCGAGUGCUCUGAGGACAGAAUCCCUGAACGUUUCCACACCUCUGAGCUCAGUGGCUUGAAUAACACAGGCCUGGACCUCCACCAGGUCAAACCCUCUCCCAGGGUUGUCAUGGAGCCUCCUUCACACUCCAGGACCAUCACCCCAGACCCAGCUACACAGAGCUCCCACUCACCACGCUCUGUGUCUGUGUCUGAGAACUACUCCAUCCUUGAUUCGCUGGAUGCUGAUAAAGUACGUGAAUUGGAAGGACUUGACCUAACCACUCCUUCCUCUCCACUUGGCUCCACCUCUUCCUUGUCGGCACCCGAAUGGGCCAGUGACGGAUAUGGCAGCAAUGUGAGUUCAGAACUGGGUGCUAGGCUGAGACUGGAGUUGGAGCAGACUGAGAGACUGGAUGCUCAGUUUAUCGAGUACCUCCGCUGUAGAGGAGUUGACCCCACUGCUAACACGGACAGUGCUGCGGGCAGUAUGAGCUACAGCGACGAUCUGUUGUCACCUGAGCUUCAGGGACUGUUGAAAAAGGUUUAUCAAGAAAGCUGCAGAAUUCUGACCUUGUCUCAGCGUCGUGUCAAUCCAUCAGCACAGUCUCAUGUGUUGGACUUAAAAGCCUGCUCACUGAGUCUGUCGCAGCAUCAUGCUGAAGAUGGCUCUGCUCUACUGCACCACCAAGAUAAAUCAUCUAAUCCUCCCAUGAGCUGGCAGCAGGAGAAGAGGGCAUUGCAGGAGACUGUGAUUGCACUCCGAGAGCUGCUCUGUCGAAUGGCACAAAGACACACACAAACUGAUGACAGAGUUGACAGUAACUGGCACAGAGAUCAACUGCAGACUGAACAACGGGAUGAAUCCCAACUGAGGGCAGAGCUGGAGGAGAGCCAGAAACAACUAAAAUGUGCACAUGACGCUCAGCAAGAGCAGAAGAACAAAAUGAUGUCGCUCAGGCUGACUAUAGAAGAGGCUGAGGAAGCUUUGAGGAGAGAGCAGGCCAGAGUGUGUGAGCUUCAACAAGAACUGGAGCAGGAGAGGGCUCUAAGUCUGCGUAAAGGAAGGGAGGAGGAGGAAAGGAGAGAGAAUGUACAGGUGUCCUCUGAGAAGCUGAGGUCAGAGGUCAUGUCUCUAACGGGGCAGGUGGAGCAGGAGAGGGUGGCCUGUAGCAACCUGAGACAAGAGCUUCAGAUUGAACAGUCCCGCUGUUUGCUGCUAGAGAAACGCCUGGACGACACUCAGAAGGAGCUAGAAGAUGAACGCAAACGUUCUUCCCACCAACAAGAGCUCAGCUUGCAAGAAAAGACUCGUCAGGAGCUCCUGCUGACUGAAGCAGAAACUCGCUUGACUGAAAUUCACUCGAAGCUUGCAGAUUCUCACAGGAAGCUUGAUGAAGAGCGAGACCGCUGCUCCAGGCAGGUGGAUGAGCUCAGCCGCAGACAUGAUGCCGACGCUGCAAGAGACAGGAAGUUCAUCUCGGACUUGCGCUCCCAGCUAGAGCAAGAGCGAAGGCAAGGGGAGGAGUUGGCAGCUGUGGCGGACAGACUGAGGGCAGAGCUGCUACAGAGCAAGAGGCGAUGGGAAGAAGAGGACAGAACGAGGAGGGAGGAGCUUCAGCAGGAGCAGGAAGCGGCCACCCGAAAUCGUAUCACAAUUGAGACUCUGAAGGAGCAGAAACAGGAAGCACACCGGGCUUUAGAGGUGGAGCGAGAGCAGUCCAGGCGCCAAGGGGUGGAACUUGCAGAGCUGAAGGAGAGACUCCGAGUGCUGAAGGACAAAGAGAGAGAGAGGGAGGAGCAGUGGGAAAGGGAGAAGAGGAAGGAGAUGCAAGAGCAGAUGGAGAGAGAGAGGCGACAGGAGAGGAUCAACAGCAAACUGUGUGAGUUGGAGUUGUUGAGGCAGCAGGACCAGCAGCGCAUGCAGGAGCUGCAGCGCACUCUGGCAGAGCUGGAAAGAGACGAGAGAGAGAUGGCUGCUCAGCGCCUGUCUGGACGAACAGCGGGACAACAACACGAAGCUGAACCUUUCCAGCACCCCCACACCAACCUCCAUACUGAUGGUGGCCAGGCAGGAGUGUUAAAGCAGCACCAGCAGACGCCGUCCAAGUCAUCUUCCAACCUGUUGGAGACGUUACUGAAGGAGAACUCUGAGUUGACAGAGCGUGUGACAUCACUGAACCAGGAGAGGGCCACUCUCAAACACAAACUCGCCUGCCUAGAGCGACAGCUGCGCCGCACAGAGAAUGAGCUCGCCAAGGUCACCGCGGAAACCGAAAAUAGGCCUGUCAACGACAUGUCCAGCCAGAGCAAGCUUCAGCGUUACUAUGAGCGCUACCUGCGAGCUGAGAGCUUCAGGAAAGCUCUGGUGUACCAGAAGCGUUACUUGCUGCUGCUGAUAGGAGGAUUCCAGGAGUGUGAACAAGCCACGCUGUGUCUUAUCGCUCACAUGGGAGCUCGACCCUCACCCCCAAUCUCCUCCAGGCGUAGACCCCUCAGACGAUUUAGGGCUGCAGUGCAAGUCAUAAUUGCGGUCUCAAGAAUGAGGUUCCUGACGAGGAAAUGGCUGAAGGCAAUCAGAAGAUUAUCAACUGGGGUUGUCAAUGGGCAUGCUCCAGGGCCUAAAGCUGAAGUUUUAAGGCAGCAGCAGCAGCCAAGAUCAAAUUCUGACUCGAUGCAGAUCAGAGACAGCAGCGCCGUCCACAUAGACACUCUGUCAGCACUCGUCCCACCCAGCAAAUCGCCCUUCAGGCUGCGCCACAGGUCACACUCCAGUACUCCUUUGGCCUCUGUACAAUUGGGUGGAACAGCUCAGGAUCCAGAACAAUCCCUGACAGAAUAUAUCCGUCAUCUAGAGAAAGUCCAGCAGCGGUUGGUGGGAGCCAGGCAAGUAAACAAGACUCAUUUAUCCCCACCCCCCAAAGAGGAAAGGAAACUACAGUCACCCUGUUCCCCUGAUAUGAUUGGUUAUCGGCAGCACUGGCUGCAAGAGAACGGGACUUGGCUGUACCUGAGCUGCUUGUCGCCCCUUUACCUAUAUGGGCCAGGUUCAUCUGGUCUCCUCCCUGAUCCAAAGUAGCCUGAAAUCUAAAGACUGAAUCUGCCUGCAUAUUGUUUCAAAACUGCUCAUGCCUUACAUCUUGUAGAAAUGUAUAGAAAUGAUAUGUUUCCUGACUUUUACAAUAAAUUAUUUUUUAAUUUUUCGGGGGGUAAUUUUUCUAUCCUGUGUACCUCCAAUAUUUUGAAAGUCACUCUUUAUACACUGUUUCUUAAGCACUGUUUGCUUUGUUUUUGUGCUCUGUAAAUAGUGUUAAUGUUCUUCAUACAUGUUACUAAAUGCACUAGUUUUAUACUGGAAGUCUAAGAUCUACAAAACUUGUGCACCAUUACAAAAAUGUAAACCACGUGCGUGUUGUUUUUAUCAUAAAGUAAAUUAAGUGUGACUAUGAA